Messenger RNA from Leptinotarsa decemlineata (Colorado potato beetle), 1887 nucleotides. RefSeq lists its product as uncharacterized. Lineage: Eukaryota; Metazoa; Arthropoda; Insecta; Coleoptera; Chrysomelidae. The record is from RefSeq and is a predicted model, not a curated record.
GUCUUUCUGUAUUAUCGGAGAUCUAUUUCCUUAUAUAAAGCUGCAUUUGCUGUGAACUGGUGAACGCACCUUUCAAUUUAUAUUAAUUUUAAUUUCCAUCCUCCUUAUGUGGUCGAUAUUUUAUUCCUUUUUUGAAUGCAUUGUAUUCAUUUGUUGAGAUAUGGAAGAAAAGGCGAAAGAAGAUUUUGUCAACAUUUUGAGCAAAACAGAAAGGCAUUUUCAAAUACUACAUACCAAAUGGCAAAGUGACAUGAAAACUUUUGAGGCGAAAUUCAGGACUCAAAUACCUCCGGAUAAUGAAGAUCAUAAUUUUCUGUGCGAUGAAUGGGUUAAUUUAUUUUCUAGAAUAACAGACACUGUUUGGGCCAUGAAGAUAUCGAAUACAGGCCCAAAAAUUAGGUUUCGGAAGCAAUAUCAGUGCUGGACAGGAGGUGGAACAUUGGUCAAAAAGGAACUCUUAUUUGACCCAACAAGAUGUAAAGGAACAUUAGAUAUCAAGGUUUUAGCUGAUAAUACCUAUUCCAAAAGGACGAAUAGACAGAGAAAGCUGGGAUUGAAUAUUGUAGUUAAAAUGAAUUUCCAUCACCUACAUGAAGUUGACACCACACCACCUUUUUCAUUUUUUGUUCAUCAUUGCUUGCCUCAGCAGACUCCACCCCAGAGGCCUAUAAAACCCAAUGAAAGACUUCCAGAACUCGUAGCAGCUAUGGUUCAAAGUGGCCCCAGCGUUUCGAGAAAAACAGCUGCCCGAGCAAACGAAAUCAUCGGAAGGCUCGAUAAUCAAAAUAAACCCAACCAGUUUGUGAUAAACUAUGAGGAAAAUAUUUUACAGACUGUUGCUCAUACGGAUUCCCCAAACGUAGAGGAAACAGAACCUGACUUGGGCCAGAGUACAACAUUUCAAAAUAUGGAGCCCGUUAAGUUCGAUGUACUUGGCACUUACGAUAAGUGUACUCAGUUUGUUCUGAAUCCUAUGAAUAAUGUUAGCCAACUAGAUGCUGGUGAACAGUUUCUGAUGUAUCCACUUGUAUUUGAAGUACCCCAGAUUGUUACAAUCAGUACACAAAGUUUGCCCCCUCAAUUUGUACAUAUACUUCCUAAAAGUGAAAACGAUAAUCAGAAUCUUAUGUAAUUCUUUUGUAGUUUGAAGAAUUACAUAAUUAUGAAUGUCUUUUAUCAUAAACGUAUAUAGAAUGACCUUCAAAGGACCCCACACACUUCUUAUGAAUAAUGUCUUUAAGUCGAAUUACUUGAAAUUUUGGUGAGUUUUUAACUCAAUCUAUAGAUCGAAAGUAACCACUGACAAAAAAUUGUAUGCAUAGUUUUAGGAUAUCAAAGUUGAAAAAUGUUGAUAUCCAAAAAACAAGCAGUGCUUUUGAAAACCAGAACUUCAGUUCGCGACCUAUUAAGUUGGCGUCUUCAGAAGAUAAAGUAGACUAUUUCCUAACCCUAAUUCUGGCCUAUUUUUUUAUCUAACAGGUUAUAUUUUCAUUAACAAAUAGACAAAAAAUUUUAUUGUUGAAGUUUUCACUAAUUUGACCAGAUUGAUUCAUAUAAAGGUAGACAAUGACCUGUUUCGAUUAUGACUUUCAUCACUGUCUCAUGUCACAUUCCAUUUCCCGACUUUCGAAAGCAUCCAAAAGUAUAGUGUCAUUUACCCAUCUCAAAUGUUUUAGAAAACCCAUACUUAUCCGAUUUCAGAAUCAGAUAAGUGCUUUGUGUUCUUUGAAGAGUCUUGUAGCUUGUUUAGUCUGACCAAUGUACAUAAUCUUGUGAAGAAACGAAGAAAUCAAUUAAUUUCAAAAGGAACUCUUUACAAAGAUGUGCGGUUCAUGCAAAGAAGUAAGUUUCAGCCACGAACUGGAAGAGAAAGCCCUAUCGAAAUAA